This is a messenger RNA of Spirodela intermedia, 4132 nucleotides long. NCBI's taxonomy places the organism in Eukaryota, Viridiplantae, Streptophyta, Magnoliopsida, Alismatales, Araceae. The record is from the annotation of a GenBank genome assembly.
AUGUGGAAAAACCCCAUUCGAACCCAAAAUAAUGUAUUUCUUAAAGGCACGAGUCAUCAUCAGCAGAAUAAAUCUGUUAGCAAGUCCACAGCUACUAUGAAGGACCGUCAUUCUAUUGACAACAACGAUGGCUCUAGAUCAAAUGCCAACUUGCAUGAAGAUUCGAUCUUUCCAAAUUCUCAUCCUUUCACUCAGGGCAGCCGUGAAAUAGAUGAGAAGGAAAAGUUAAGACGUAUGAGGAUCUCAAAGGCAAACAAGGGAAACGUUCCCUGGAACAAGGGCGGGAGACACAGUGCUGGUGCAAAGCUUGAAAGAAUCAUUUACUUUGCAUUAUUUUCCAUUUGAGGCGGUCUUUUUUUAUACGGACUCUGCUCCCUAUUUGUUUUCAGAGACACUGCAAAAGAUUCGUGAACGAACAAGAGCAGCAAUGCAGGAUCCCAAGGUGAUGCGAUGUAAGAGUAAUUUAUCUUUUUCUCUUGUGAAAUGCUAGAUGAAACUAGAUGUUUUAUGUUGUGUUUGCACAACAUAUUUUGCUUGAAAAUGUAACGUUGAAGAUGGGCAUCCUUGUGGAACAUUGUUUUUUGGUCAGUUUUGAGCAGGCUUGAAAUUAUUUUUUCUCAUUUUUUGUCUUUUUUAAGCCUUUCUUUUGUUGUUUAGUGGGCUAAAGUUAUCGUGUCCUUAGUGGGCUAUAAGUGGCCAGUCCAUUUAAUGUGCGUGACUAUAAAUACUCCUCUCUCUCUUUAUUUUUAUUGAUGAAAAACGUUUUCGUCCUUUUCUAGGAUUUGUGAGCGCACGAACUGUUCCCUUCCUCCCUCUCUCUCUCGUCCAUUUUUCUCUCCAAAUCAUUUGCUCUCCAUGAUUUCCAAUAGGAAACGAUAAAUGAUGUUGUUUGCGAUAAACACAUCCUUCACAUACUUUUAACAUCUGCUGUAUAUCAAGUUAGGUUUUUAGCAGGCAUGAAGAUAGUUUUUCGAUCGCUGAAAAAUGACUCAGUUUUUCUGCCUCCUGUUGCCAUCCAUUGGUUCUACUGUGCCGUGGUUAAGAGUUCAAAUGACUUUGUGCCCUCGAUCACAACGUAAUUUUCUGUACCAUUUUCUCUCACCUUCUGAUGUGGUAUCACCUUCAUUUUCCUGCGCUACACAUUGUCUGCACUGUGUCUCCUAUGCAGAUCCACACCGUCUGGCACUGCCCCCACCCCGAAGAACAAUAAAAAACAAAAAAACAAGUGCCUCCAUUAUGUAGCUUUCAACUCUCUAUGGACAGUCACCAAGGCUGUGCACCUACCAUUCCACUCUUUCGACGUCCCUCCACAUUCUCCUCUCAUAAAGAUUAAUUAGAGAUGAUUGGUUUACUCUCUGCUUUGUGGAUAUGAGGCACGAUCAAUAGAGCUUGCCUUGGGAAGUGAGUUCAACGUCCAGAUAUUCACAGAGGCGGGGAACGCAUAUUUGGGGGUAAUUUUCAAGCAUUCCCUAAGAUUUACUGAUGGUAGUUAUAUGUUUUCUUGUCCAAAAGAAAGAUGGCACUUUUUCUGUUACCCACCCUUAGGGUCAACUGAAUUUUAGACUGUAUAGAGCUUUUAAGGUUUAGGGUUUUUUGCUCAUAUGCGACACAUUUGGCUCUGUUUCUAUCAGCUUUUACCUGAGAAAAAUCUACAUUCAUUCUAAAUAUAACAUGUGCAUGUGUAUGAUUUCAAGAUUGUUGUCUUGAGUUUUUUUGUCUCCUUGAAAUUUAAGGCAAACUUCCUCUAACAGAGAAUCGGAUGUGCAGGUCAAGAUGAGGUUGGCGAAAGUGGGUCAUGCACAGAGGUAAGGAAAAGUAAAUUUCCCUCGAAGGACAUAAAUAAGUGUGCUUUGGAUUAAAUUUUUUUUUGCGGAAAUGAAAUGGAAACUAAAUGACGAAUCUCCGAUUCCAUGGACAUAUAUACCUGCAUGAAGCCAUUGAUUAUUUUUAUUUAUACAGAUGAGGAUAUAAAUGACAUGAUAAGUUUGCUGAUUUAAUCCUCCCUGGGGCAUAAAGACUCUGAAUUCUUCCUUGCAUCAGGACUGCUACCGCUUAUAUAUCAUAUUUUGAAUGUAUAGAGAUGUUAACAUUAGUUACAAACACAUGCAAGUUGCUACUUCAAGGGGCUGGAUUCAAAGAUUAUUGAUCAAUUUCAGUUUUAAUGCGAUGUUCAUGCCUAUUUUUGACCAACUGUCUUGGUUGAAAGAAGCCUAGGAGGACGCGGAAGGAGGUGGAGAGAAAAUGAAAAUCGCCCACUUAAUUCAUGUUGAGGUCUGGUAUUUACACCAGACCCGCAUUUCAGAGAGAGACCAGACCGGACUGGGCUUGUUCUGAACCAGUCUGAAGAUAAAAUAUAAAAAUACAAUAACCAGUUAUGCAGAAAAUAAUAAAUAGAAUUUAGUACAUUCCAACACCAACAAUGGUCAUUAAUGAUCUGAAAAAGACUCAAUAUAGAGAAAAAAGAAUAUACUGUGAUUCAAUCAUUCUUACUAAUUGUUAGUCACUUAUUUAAUAUUCAGUUGCGGCAUCAGCAUAUGCUACUGAACAUGAAAGGCGAUGUGAAUUAACCGUGACCACUAGUCCUUUGCUACAUUGAUCAUUAAAAGCCCAUCUAGUUCUCAUGCUUGUUCCUCAUCCAACAUAUUAUUCUGAACUUGAUGUUCAGCUUGUCCAUCAAUAAAAGUUUCACACUAAAUCGGGUAAAAUUUCUGAGCCCAGCUCUGAGUGCGUUGCAAACCUGAUUCAUAUAUUUCCUUUUUGGCUUAUCAACACAGCUCUUUCUUUUCUUUCCCUUUUGUUUUAAUGGAUGGAACCGCACAGUGAAGAGACGAAAAUGAAAAUUGGAGAUCGAGUGCGGCGAGGUUGGCAGCGGCGUCGUAGAAGGUUGGUGGUGCAAGAGACCUGCUACUCUGGGUGGUCAAACACCAUUGCAGAAGCUUCAAGGAAAGGCUAUGGCCAUGACAGUGAACUGCAGUGGGAUUCCUACAGCAUCUUGGAUGAGCAAUUGAAGACGGAAUGGCUGGAGAGUGUUGAGAGGAGGAAGAUGACGCCCCGGCUGAGAGGCAGCAGGAGAGUGCCAAAGUCCCCGGAGCAGCGAAGGAAGAUCUCAGAGGCAAUCUCUGCUAAAUGGGCAGACCCAGUAAGAACGAAUUCUGACGACCCUUAGACAUAUAUACUUUGGAUCAUUAUCCUAUAUAUCUUGAAACAUUAUAGAUUUUUUUUUUCCUUGUUGGUAAUAUUCCUAGGAGUACCGCAACAGGGUUUGCAGUGCAUUGGCCAAGUACCAUGGAAUUCCUGAGGGCGAAGAGAGGAAAUGGAGGAAGAAACCCAGUCGACCUCAAUCUCUGGACCAGGGAUCGGCAGGGAAGUUAGCUCUGGGCACGAAGGGCCCUGACAUGGAGUCAAAAUCAAUAAGAGAAGUCGUACAGAGGAAGAAGGAGAUCUCCUCGUCUUCUUCAUUCAAGGACCCCAAGGCGCAUUCCAAGCUAAGGAUGCUCAAGAAAAUCAGAGACCAGAGGGCGGCCAUGGCCACUAAGAAGCGGGCAGCAACCAAGAGGGCAAUGUACACUCUCUCUCAAAGGAUCAGUCUUUCCUUCUCUCCGCAUCUCCUCUGGCAACGGUGACUUAACUUGAAUCUGAUCUCCUUGUUGGCAGUAUCUUGAUAGCCAGAGCAGAGAAGGCAGCAAGAGCCCUGGAGGCAGCAGAGCCAAAGAGCCCCCUCACGCGGGCUUUGCUCCAAGAAGCUAGGGAGCUCAUCGCUGAGGCGAGAAGGUCGGUAGAGAGCAUAGAGAGUGGUCCAUGGGCCACCUCCCAUGAGGCUGUGGACGGUGCUUCUGCCAUCAGGCGACAAGUAAAUGGCGGCCUCAGGUUGACCAACUUCAUGGGGCAGACUCCACGGCUGGCGGGGCUUCUGCCUGAAGUUAAGGAGGGAGGAAGCAACGGGGGCAUGAUCUCAUCUCCAUUUGGGGAUCUGGAGGAACGCUUGGGCGUUGACCCUUCUGUGUGCAAGGGCAGACCAGAGGAGCAAGGAUCUUCGGAGGUGGGGAAGAAGGGCAAUGGGUCGAUCUCUUCUCUGUCUAAAGCCAAGAAGAGAUGGGUUCGUGGGAGGCUGGUUGAUGUCGAGGAAGACUAG